Molecule: messenger RNA, 4212 nt
Organism: Prinia subflava (tawny-flanked prinia)
Lineage: Eukaryota; Metazoa; Chordata; Aves; Passeriformes; Cisticolidae
Gene: DIPK1A
Product: divergent protein kinase domain 1A
Exons: 5
Coding region: 404-2299 (631 amino acids)
Source: RefSeq, a predicted model, not a curated record
UUUAUUAACUGACUUCUCCCUAAUUGUCCCCAGACAGCGCCCCGGGCACUUUUUGGCACACAGGAGGGAAACUCGGGGAAAGCUGUCGGUUCCACGGGCUCCGGGCGGUCCCGGAGCGGGAAACGGGUCUGGGACAGCCCCAGGGGCUCGGGGCGGGCGGGGCUCCCCCCGCAGCCUCAGCCCCGCCUCGCUCCCCUCAGCCGCCGCGUUCGCCCUUUCAAGCAGCGGCGUGAGCGGCGGCUGGGGCGGCAGCCGCCCGUCCUGCCCGCUGACAGCCGCCGUCUCUCGGCGGCCGCCGCUGCCCGAGGCAGCUCUUCCCCGCCGAGCCGAGCGGAGCCGGCGGCAGCGACAGGCGGGGGAGCGCUCCUCGCCGCUCCGCCUCCGACCGCCGCCCGCUGCGGGGAUGUGUGAUUGCCAUGGCGAGGCGGCUCUUCCCGGGGGCCUGGCUGAGGAAGCCCCACUCCGCGCAGGUAGGCCGGCGAGGGGCCGGUGCCGGCGCCCGUCGCUCCCCGCGAAGUUCCCUCCGGAGCGGGCGCCCCCCGCAGGGCUCUCGCCGCUUCCCCCGGCCCGGCGCGGCCGCCGCUCCCCUCACGCCGGCGCCCGGCCGCGGCUCGGCUGCGCCGCGCUGCCGCUCGGCCGGCGGGAGGCGGCGGCGCCGGGCACGGCCGGCGGGUGUCGGGGAGCGGAGCAGGUGGCGGCGGCCUCGGGGCCGCGGUGCCUCUCGCCGGCCGCCCGCCGGUGGGAUCGGGCCUCUCCCGCCGCCUGCGGGCGCAGGACCUGUUGGGAGGCGGGCGGCCCGCGGCUCCCCGGGCUCAGGCGCGGCCGGCGGGGCAGCGACACCUGCGGCGCUGCCGCGGCCCGGGAGCGCCGGGCUGCGCUCCGCGCCCCCGCUCUACACCUGUGGCCCGUGCCGCAGGCAUCCAUCCUGUCAGCGCACGGACCGCCGCUUGCAGGAGCAACUCGUGCCCUUUCUUGCUUCUCUUCUAAAAAAUUAAUGUCGGGCACUUUGCUGCUCCAUGCAUUUCCAUAUAUGUUCAUCUUAACACUUUUGUGUUUCUCUAUGCAGGUCCGUCUGUCGUAUGUGCGGAUCAAGUAUCUCUUCAUCUCCUGGCUGGUAGUGUUUGUUGGCAGCUGGAUUAUGUAUGUCCAGUACUCCACCUACACAGAACUGUGCAGAGGACAUGACUGUAGGAAAAUAAUAUGUGAUAAAUACAAGACUGGUGUUAUUGAUGGGUCAGCAUGUAGUAGUCUUUGUGCUAAAGAAACAUUGUAUUUUGGAAAAUGUUUGUCAACAAAGCCCAAUAACCAGAUCUAUUUAGGAAUCUGGGGAAAUCUGCAAAGUGUUAUAAAAUGCCAGAUGGAAGAAGCUGCUCAACGUGAUUUUGGUACUGACCCAGAACCAAGGAAGGAAAUAGUCCUGUUUGAUAAACCAACAAGAGGAACCACUGUUGAGAAAUUCAAAGAAAUGGUAUAUGGUCUUUUUAAAGCAAAACUGGGUGAACAAGGAAAUCUUUCAGAACUGGUUAAUCUCAUCCUGUCCUUCGCUGAUGGAAACAAAGAUGGAAGAGUCUCUUUGCCAGAGGCAAAAUCUGCAUGGGCACUCCUGCAGCUAGAAGAGUUUCUGUUAAUGGUGAUCUUGCAGGAUAAAGAGCAUACUCCCAAGCUGAUGGGUUUUUGUGGGGAUCUCUAUGUGACUGAAAGAGUUGAAUAUACCUCUCUCUAUGGAAUCAGCCUUCCAUGGGUUAUAGAACUCCUCAUUCCCUCUGGCUUCAGAAGAAGCAUGGACCAGUGGUUCACUCCGUCAUGGCCAAGAAAGGCAAAAAUAGCUAUAGGGCUUUUAGAAUUUGUGGAAGAUAUUUUCCACGGACCUUAUGGAAACUUUCUUAUGUGUGAUACAAGUGCCAAAAACUUGGGAUAUAAUGAUAAAUAUGAUUUGAAAAUGUUGGACAUGAGAAAAAUAGUGCCAGAAAUUAAUUUGAAGGAAAUAAUUAAAGAUCGUCAGUGUGACUCAGAUUUGGACUGCAUUUAUGGUACAGACUGUAGAACACUAUGUGACCAAAGCAAAAUGAGAUGUACCACUGAAGUGAUUCAGCCAAACUUAGCAAAAGCUUGUCAGCUCCUUAAAGACUAUCUGCUUCGUGGUGCUCCUUCUGAUAUCCAUGAAGAACUAGAGAAACAACUGUACUUGUGCAUUGCCCUUAAAGUCACAGCAAAUCAGAUGGAAAUGGAGCACUCUUUAAUACUUAAUAACUUAAAAACUUUACUGUGGAAGAAAAUUUCUCAUACAAAUGAUUCCUAAUUUCUCCACCAGCAGAAGAGAAUAUUGAUGCCUGCCACAGAGGUGGCCUAAGACCUUUGAUAAAAACAGUCUGCACCUUUUUAAAAAGAUAUUUCUUUACUCAGAUUUUAUUAAUGGUUCUUUCAGUCCUGCCCUUCAGUCAGUAACUCAUGACAGGGCUUCUCAGAAAAGGAACGUGCCACUGAAUGACCAGGCAGAGGCCAGGAGGCUGCCUGGUGUUCAGUGAUGUGUUAUGGAAACAAGAACUCUGCAUGCUUGACUGUCCUGUGCACUUUGUCAGGUCUUGAACAGGAUGAAAGUGUUCACUGUGCCACCACAUCAGCUGAGGGAACAUCUUCCAUUUCUGUGACAAACAUUGCUCACUUGUGAAAUGCCUGCAGAGGAUUUUUCUCCUGAGUAGCUUCAUGAAGAAUCACCACUACUGCAAGUAAUGUGUCCAAGUCCAAGCUGCUGUUAUGAAUAAACUGAACUGUGAGACUGAAGUUUACUAAUACCUUGGCAUGGCAAAAUUUGCACAUUAAAUGGUUUUUAACUGUGGAAAAUUAGAAUUUUAUUCUAUAAGAGGUUCUAAUAUGAGACAAAUCGGAUUCUGUUUACACAUUGUUACCUCAUGCUUACGUCUUGAAUGUUUAAGUAGUUCAACAUUUUUAAUUAAGUCGUUGUGUGGUGAGCCCUGUGGGAGCCAAAAAUUUUAGAAUAUUAUUUCUUAAAGUCAUUUAUAUGGUUUAGCAGCAAUACCACCAUCUGUUCCAAAAACUUCAGUGGAAACCUUUAACCCAAACUAAGCUGUAGCAAAUAGUAAAAAGCAAGGACUUUGUGGAGUAAGCUAUAGUAUGAAAACUGAAGUUAAUUUUAAAAAAUAUUGAAUAGUAGACAUGUCCAAGCAGAUAAAAAUGAAGUUUGUGUGGUGCAGGAAUCUGCUGUAUGACAUGAGAAACAAGUUGUGGAUAAUCUUGUCUCUUUACUGUCCCUCCACAUUAACUACAGACCUGUACUUCAAUCUCCUUAACUACUGCAGGAAAUAUGUAAGCAAGAGCUAGACUUGAAUUUUAAGACAGAAGCUGGAUUGUUCAGGAUUGUGCAAUAUUGCUCAAACGGGAGCCUGUGAGAUACUUUCCAGCUCAUUCCUAGCUAUUACUAAGUGAGAUGCAGUGUGUUACUAUUCUUUUUUUUCUAGUAGCAUCUAUGAGUCACUGUUAAAACUCAAGUCAUGAGUAAACAUCACCUGAUCCUGGCACUCCGUCUUUCAGAUUUACAUCUGUUUGUGAUUACACAGAAUUGGAUGUCCAUAAUACACCUGAGUACAUGCUCAGUACUUACCUGUUGAAUGUUUAAUUUAUAAAUGCUUUAGGUAUAAAGUUGUUCGAUCUUUUUGAUUUUAAUGGCAGUUAUCUGUACAAUUCUGAAUUCCUGGCCCAUUAAUUCAUUGUCAGCAGAGGUAAGAGCAAGAUUUAAGUAUUUGAAAGGUUAACUGCUCUAGGUAUCCUGUCCUAAAUGCAUUCCUAGGAUGAUGACACAGAAGCACAGGACCACAAUACAGUAAUUUCUCUAUACCAGAUGUAAUAAUAUGCAGCUUGGGUUGAGAUUGUUUUGUGAACAUCAGCCUUUUAGUUUAAGAAACACUAUGCUCAUGCUAAUUAUUGUCUUGAACUUGCUAAUGUGCUCCAACUAUGAACUAAGUAUCUGUAACCAGCAAUGCACUAAAAGUGUAAAGUGGUCAUGUUCUUGGUGAAAAAAAUCUGACAGUGACUGCUAUUUGGGCAGAGAUUACUUAAAAUACCCAACAUCAUUGGGUAUCUUAACAACUGGAGAAUAUGUUUAAUAGUGCAGUUUGUUGUAUAGAAUCUUCAUUUUUAUUACUGUGGCAUCAAAUUGAAGAUUUCAUUGGAAAAAAAUACACUUUUGUUUACAGU